This is a messenger RNA of Colletotrichum karsti, 1182 nucleotides long. RefSeq names its product MFS general substrate transporter. Gene Ontology annotation, cellular component: membrane. The record is from RefSeq and is a predicted model, not a curated record. The transcript has 8 exons. Gene Ontology annotation, molecular function: transmembrane transporter activity. Bases 1 to 1182 code for a protein of 393 amino acids. Gene Ontology annotation, biological process: transmembrane transport. Lineage: Eukaryota; Fungi; Ascomycota; Sordariomycetes; Glomerellales; Glomerellaceae.
AUGACAAACGAGUUGCAGCUAGGGAAAGGCAGCCGCUACUCCAUCACACUUCUCGUUUUCUUCGGUCCAUAUGUACUCUUCCAGUUCCCGGCGGCAAUGGUCGUGCGCAAGUUGGGACCUCGCGUGUUUCUAUCGUCCAUCGUUUUCGCAUGGGGCAUCGUCAUGAUUUGUUUUGGAUUCGCUCGAGACUGGAAGACCUUGAUUGGCCUGCGCAUGAUCCUUGGGGCUCUGGAGGCUGGGUGCUUCCCGUCUCAGUAUUAUCUGAUAUCCUCGUGGUAUUCUCGAUUCGACCUUCACAAGAGAACGUCCGUAUUCUACCUCAUAGGUGUAGUCGGAUCGGCCCUUGGAGGCGUGCUAGGUCUACUAUUUUCUCAGAUGAGCGGAUUAGCCAACUACAAGGGAUGGAGGUGGAUUUUCAUCAUGGAAGGCAUCAUCACCUGCCUCAUCGGCCUCUUAGGUUUCAUCUUCAUGGUCGACUUCCCCGAAACCGCCUACAAAUCGUUCAAAUUCCUCACUGAAAAGGAAUGCCAGUUUGUGGUGAGGAGAAUCAAUCGAGACAGACAGGAUGGCGAGCCAGAGAAAUUCGUGCUAAGGAGUUGUUCCACAAUACAAGCCUACUCGGUCGGGUUCUACCUGCCCAUAAUCCUUGAGAAAGAAAUUGGCUUCUCAGUCCCAGUCGCCCAGGCCUUGAGCACGCCACCUUACGUCGCGGCAAUGAUAUUGAUGUUCUUCGAAGGACUUCUGUCUGAUCGCGUCCGACUCCGAGCCCCGUUUUUGGUCUUCAAUGCCCUCAUUGCCACCACGGGUAUCAGUCUCAUGUGCUGGUCAAUAAUUCCUGGCGUCCAGUAUCUUGGGGCCAUUCUCGUCACAGCAGGGAGUAGUGCCAACUUACCAGCCGUGAUGGUAUACCAGGCAAACAACAUCAGAGGACCUUGGAAGAGGGCAUUCUGUAGCGCAAGUAUGAUCAGCUUUGGUGGCACUGGAGGCGUGGCUGGGUCGCUCGUCUUCAGGGCUCAGGAUGCACCGAAGUAUUUGGCUGGGAUAUAUGCCUGCCUGACUGCAAAUGGUGUCAUAAUUGGAACCACGGCGAUACUGACAGCAUACUUUUGGGUACGCAACGCUCAGGCCGAGAAGGGCUUGUAUGUAAUUGAGAAGCUAGCUGCCUUCCGAUACACCCUUUAG